AUGGUCCACCAACUCCCACAGCUCAACGUGACAGAACGAUCCAACCAACCUGGACCUGUGCGGAAGGAGAUUCCGACUCGAGGGGUUUCGGCGCAUCCUACCUGUUUCCGGGCGCAGUGUGUCCACAAGGCAGACAUUACUAUUGCCUCAAAACCCCAAACGGUGUACCAUGAGCACUGUUCUGCAACUCUGAGCUGUAAACUCAGAGGACAGUCAGCAUGUGUGUCGUCUGACGGCCCCUCCACCACCAUGCUGGAUAAAGGUCCAGAUGGUUACUGGUUCUGCUGGUGGUUUGUUUCUGUUGAAAGGGAAUUUUCCUUCCCACUGUCGCUCUCAGGCUGUGCUUUUUCAGACAGAGGAUUGCAGUCAAGUGAUGCUUCAAUCCGAUUUCCUGUUUCCUCGGUCCAGGCAGAAAAAGCACCAGUGAAUAGAAGAACUGAGGUUUUAAAUCACAAACGUUGUGAUUUUUAUGUCUUGUUAUUGAAUAAUGUGCCCUUUAAAAAAUUUAGAGUAAAAAAAAAAGGUCAGUUUGAUAAAAUUGCUAGCAGGAUCUGGGGUGAGUCUGCACAUUCUGAUAAUCAGCCUCAAGUCGUUGCAGGUGGGAGCGGCCAGCUGCUGUGCUUUUCCCCAUCACCUGCCAGCGUUUAUAAGGAGCUGGAGAUCACUUCACCUCGCCGGAAGAUUACUCACUUUGGGAACUCUCACCAUGGACCAUUCUGCAAUAACCUGGAAUUUACCUCCGAGCCUGAUCUCCCUCCACACCUGGACCGACCCGCUCUCCCACCGCUCACCUCCCUUGGAUUUCGGAUUACCACAGACGCUGCUCACCCCAGUCCUGUCUACCCUCCCAAGCUCUUGCAUUUCCGCCCCACAACCCAGCACCGGAGCUGUGCUCAGCAUCACCGCCACGUCUGGUGGUGCAUCUUUAGUUUCCUUCAAAAUAAAACAUUUAUUUUCUUCUUACCUACGUCUCCUAGUGUGAUUCUGCAUGUCUUGGGUCAGGAAACUCUCCACAGUUGUGACAAACUUACGUCCCACCAGUCGCUGCAGUGUCAAACACCUCAAUGGGAGAAAAUAAGGAAAACCAAACACUAAGAUACCACAAGGUAGUUAAAACAAAGGAUAAACGAUGGGUAAUUAUGACAGAAACCACUUGUUUUUAUUUGUAGGUCUUGCGACUUUUGUCACUCAGUUGCAUUAAAUAAAGAAAUCAACAUUUACGAUGUGCUCGGUGUUCUGAGGUAAAGUUCAUAAGUGACAGUCAGUGAUUUUGUUUAAAUUAGAUGUUAUAAAAACAGGAAGUAGUUUGAUGGCAGCAGAAAUGUCACCCCC
Messenger RNA from Nothobranchius furzeri (turquoise killifish), 1332 nucleotides. The record is from RefSeq and is a predicted model, not a curated record. NCBI's taxonomy places the organism in Eukaryota, Metazoa, Chordata, Actinopteri, Cyprinodontiformes, Nothobranchiidae.